GGGAAGUUGUCCUCUGCGGCGAUGGUCCAUCGUACCAACUGAAGUCGCCAUCGGGCUCUUCACGGUUCUGUUAUAUACUCUCGACGUCUCUGCUUGCAGGAGCUCCAGGCAAUCCCCUUGGAACGUAUUCCUCAUCAUCUCUAAUUUUCUGGCUUCAAGAGUCCACGAGUCACAGCAAGGAACUCCGUCGGAUCGGUUGGCCAGAUUGAAGUCGUACGAGUUGCCGUCAUCAAGCGCCCUAGAUUUCUACCGGCUUAAGAGAGAGGGCGUCAUAACAAGCUCGAGUAUAAAAGCAUCCCCGAGGAAGAAGGAGUAAACGUCUGCCUCCGACCCCGAACGGACCAUGCCAGUCAACAAAGUCGCUGAGAAUGUUUUUGGUAUCAUCGGCACUAUAUGCUGGACGGUUCAGCUUGUGCCGCAACUGAUUAAGAGUUACCGAGAGAAAUCGGUGGAGGGCCUAUCCUCAAUAUUGGUAUUUAUGUGGGGUGUCGCAGGCAUCCCACUUGGCAUCUAUGCCAUCGUCCAAAACUUGAACAUCCCCUUGAUUGUUCAGCCUCAACUGUUCAUGGUGUUGUGUCUGGCAUCAUGGGCUCAGUGCCUGUACUAUGGCCAGGGCCGGUCCAAGCGCACCUCGAUCAUCAUGUGGCUUGGUACAUGUAUUUUUGCUGGGGCAUUCGAGGCUGGCAUGGUUUUCGCCAUCCGGCCAGUGUACAAUCAUGGGCACGGGAAUGAUGCGCCUGUCAAGGUUUUUGGCAUUCUCGCUGCGAUCAUGAUAUCUUCCGCGCUCCUUCCACAGUACUGGGAAAUAUACAAGCACGGCGAGGUCAUCGGGAUAUCGAUCAUCUUCAUGACCGUGGACAUGCUAGGCGGCGUAUUCAACCUGCUUUCGCUGGUGUUCAAGACCAAAUUGGACACCCUGGCGGCGAUCUCAUAUUCGCUCGUUGUAGCGCUCGAUGGUCUCGUCAUCCUACUAUAUUUCAUCCUGAACCCGUUGGCUCGUCGGAGACGGCGGCGCCUGGCUCAACGGCAGCCGCCUGACGAUACCACCCCAGACCUUGACGGUGGAGCGUCCACCUCUAGAGAUGCGGAAGACAAUCUCCCCCUCAGCGACGCGCCGACGCGAGUCCCAUCACGGCAGAGCCACGUCGACAAGGCGCCCAAUCCAUCAGACGAGCGAAGCCUCGAGAAAGUCGGAUAACGGGACAGAAGAUGAAAAAAAAAACGAGCCCGUAUUCCGAUUUCCGAGGUGGUAUGACAUUACGAAGAUGCUGUAUAGUGUGUGCAAUGUGCAGAAAAGACCCUCCGAAAACGCCCCGGUCAUCGUGCGCCCGGUACCGGCGCCAUCCACGCCCGCGCCGUCCGACUCCGGUCGUGGCCAGCGCCCACUCCCGCCGGCGGCUCAUCUUCCGACGAGCUCUUGCUCGUACUCCCCUCCGCGCUCGCUAGCCGCGAGUGCCUAUCCGCCUCGUCCUCGUCGAACAGCACCUCGUCCACUGCGUCGUCUCCGAGCGACUUCGAGCUCGGAUUGCGCGACGCUUGCUUCUGCAGACGCCCGGACGUUGUGCUCAAGUCGCCGAAGUUGCUGAUGGAGUUGCCCGCGGGCGUGCGGGUGGGGACGCGGUAGAAUUCCUCGAUCUCGACGUCCUCUUCGUCGUCACCGAGGGCGGCGUAUACGCCGGUUGUGGCAGGAUUGGGUCGCGAGUGUGGGAGGGAACGAUACGAGCCUCGUCGCAGAUGCAUCGCGUAGGAGUAGAUUAGCAGUGCGAAGUAAAACUUGGAUAACCAGCCAAUGGUGAUCAGCGCGGCUGCAGAGCCCUUCUCCUGGUUCCAUAUCAUCCGAGCGGCAGUUUCGCGUUCCACAUCCGACAUCGGAGGCCGGUUGUUCAUGCCGCCAUUCAUGAUCUCCUCCUGUGCCGCCGAGCUCGCUUGCCUUCGUCCAUCGUGUGGCGUAUAUACCCAAUAUGUAACAGCGAAGAAGACCGUCCACAUUGUGGAGAGGACGUGGUCGGCGAAGAACAUGUGGGCGAAGUACAGCGAACGCUUAGCAUCCUCCUCCGUUACCGCCCUGAGACCCCACGCAAGGACGACGAGCCCGAAGACCGAGUACACGUAGAGGCUUAUUUGGGCGAACGAGCCGCCGGCUCCGGUCAAGGCCGCAAUAAGACCAUAAACGCCCGCAACCUUGUUGAGCAAGGCAAACAGUAAGGCUACAGUGACGCCGAUCUUCAAGUCAAGGCAGCCAAGAAACGACGAGGCCGGCCGCGGCUUCCAUUCGGGGCGCAACAUCAACUUCAUGAGGUGCAAGUGCUAAAGCACAGGCACAGAGCGUUCUUUCAAGAGUCUCGUACAGCCAGCUAAGUCGGGAUAACCGCGAUAGGACACGAAAAACAGGGUGG
This is a messenger RNA of Punctularia strigosozonata HHB-11173 SS5, 2396 nucleotides long. Its product is annotated as PQ-loop-domain-containing protein. Lineage: Eukaryota; Fungi; Basidiomycota; Agaricomycetes; Corticiales; Punctulariaceae. The record is from RefSeq and is a predicted model, not a curated record. The transcript is spliced from 13 exons. The coding region runs from base 344 to 1198 and encodes 284 amino acids.